This is a messenger RNA of Ylistrum balloti, 1749 nucleotides long. RefSeq lists its product as uncharacterized. The record is from RefSeq and is a predicted model, not a curated record. Bases 1 to 1749 code for a protein of 582 amino acids. NCBI's taxonomy places the organism in Eukaryota, Metazoa, Mollusca, Bivalvia, Pectinida, Pectinidae. The transcript has 2 exons.
AUGGGAAUACGAAGAACAACAGAGGAGGGACAACAGAGGAGGGACAACAGAGGAGGGACAACAGAGGAGGGACAAGAGAAGAGGGACAACAGAGGAGGGACAACAGAGGAGGGACAAGAGAAGAGGGACAACAGAGGAGGGACAAGAGAAGAGGGACAAGAGAAGGGGACAACAGAGGAGGGACAAGAGAAGAGGGACAACAGAGGAGGGACAACAGAAAAGGGACAAGAGAAGAGGGACAACAGAGGAGGGACAAGAGAAGAGGGACAAGAGAAGAGGGACAAGAGAAGAGGGACAACAGAGGAGGGACAACAGAAAAGGGACAAGAGAAGAGGGACAACAGAGGAGGGACAACAGAGGAGGGACAAGAGAAGAGGGACAACAGAGGAGGGACAACAGAGGAGGGACAAGAGAAGAGGGACAACAGAGGAGGGACAACAGAGGAGGGACAACAGAAGAGGGACAAGAGAAGGGGGACAACAGAGGGACAACAGAGGAGGGACAAGAGAAGAGGGACAAGAGAAGGGGGACAACAGAGGAGGGACAAGAGAAGAGGGACAACAGAGGAGGGACAACAGAAAAGGGACAAGAGAAGAGGGACAACAGAGGAGGGACAACAGAGGAAGUACAACAGAGGAGGGACAACAGAAGAGGGACAACAGAGGAGGGACAACAGAAGAGGGACAAGAGAAGGGGGACAACAGAGGAGGGACAACAGAGGAGGGACAACAGAAGAGGGACAAGAGAAGAGGGACAACAGAGGAGGGACAACAGAAAAGGGACAAGAGAAGAGGGACAACAGAGGAGGGACAACAGAGGAAGUACAACAGAGGAGGGACAACAGAGGAGGGACAACAGAGGAGGGACAAGAGAAGAGGGACAAGAGAAGAGGGACAACAGAGGAGGGACAAGAGAAGAGGGACAACAGAGGAGGGACAACAGAAAAGGGACAAGAGAAGAGGGACAACAGAGGAGGGACAACAGAGGAAGUACAACAGAGGAGGGACAACAGAAGAGGGACAACAGAGGAGGGACAACAGAAGAGGGACAAGAGAAGGGGGACAACAGAGGAGGGACAACAGAGGAGGGACAACAGAAGAGGGACAAGAGAAGAGGGACAACAGAGGAGGGACAACAGAAAAGGGACAAGAGAAGAGGGACAACAGAGGAGGGACAACAGAGGAAGUACAACAGAGGAGGGACAACAGAGGAGGGACAACAGAGGAGGGACAAGAGAAGAGGGACAAGAGAAGAGGGACAACAGAGGAGGGACAACAGAAAAGGGACAACAGAGGAGGGACAACAGAGGAGGGACAACAGAGGAGGGACAAGAGAAGAGGGACAACAGAGGAGGGACAACAGAGGAGGGACAAGAGAAGAGGGACAACAGAGGAGGGACAACAGAGGAGGGACAAGAGAAGAGGGACAAGAGAAGGGGGACAACAGAGGGACAACAGAGGAGGGACAAGAGAAGAGGGACAAGAGAAGAGGGACAAGAGAAGAGGGACAACAGAGGAGGGACAACAGAAAAGGGCCAAGAGAAGAGGGACAACAGAGGAGGGACAACAGAGGAGGGACAAGAGAAGAGGGACAAGAGAAGAGGGACAACAGAGGAGGGACAGCAGAAGAGGGACAACAGAGGAGGGACAACAGAAGAGGGACAACAGAGGAGGGACAACAGAAGAGGGACAACAGAGGAGGGACAGCAGAAGAGGGACAACAGAGGAGGGACAACAAAAGAGAAGGUAA